Molecule: messenger RNA, 1155 nt
Organism: Fusarium oxysporum Fo47
Lineage: Eukaryota; Fungi; Ascomycota; Sordariomycetes; Hypocreales; Nectriaceae
Product: amino acid permease/ SLC12A domain-containing protein
Exons: 5
Coding region: 1-1155 (384 amino acids)
Biological process (GO): amino acid transmembrane transport
Cellular component (GO): membrane
Molecular function (GO): amino acid transmembrane transporter activity
Source: RefSeq, a predicted model, not a curated record
AUGGUCCCAUCCAUCUCUAUCGGAGGCUCAAUCGGAACUGCUGUCUUCAUCUCUAUCGGCACUGGCCUCGCCCAUGGUGGCCCAGGAAGUCUGUUUCUCGCGUACACCUUAUACUCUGUCAUGGUAGGCCUUGUAAAUAACUGCAUGGCUGAGAUGGCAGUGCAGCAUCCUGUGUCCGGUGCUUUCAUUAGAAUGGCGGGACACUGGGUUGACGAGGCUUUUGGUUUCAUGGUUGGGUGGAACUUCUUUCUCUAUGAAGCCCUCGGGGUGCCGUUUGAGGUACCGGCUUCGAAUAUUGUGCUUAAGUUUUGGAGGGAUGAUAUAUCUGUUGCAGCAGUUGUCGCGGCUUGUAUUGUUCUUUGUAGUGUUAUAAACCUGGGUGCCGGGUUCCUCGGCUCCCUAUGGAUCGCAGCUUUCGCCUGUGUUGGCCGUGAGUAUGUCUCUAUGAUCGCUGGAGAGGCCAAGUCGCCGCGGGUUUACCUCAAGAAUGCUUUUAAAACCACAUACAUCCGGUUCGGUAUAUUUUUCAUUCUGUCGUCCCUCCGUGUUGAUAUCAUUCUCCCUUACAAUGACCCUACCCUUGUGGGUAUUGUCAACGGGGUUGACGGUGCUGGAACAGGAGCUGCCUCCCCCUAUGUUAUCGCCAUGGGAAAUCUUGGAAUAGGAGUUCUUUACCAUGUCGUCAAUGGCCUUCCCGUCUCAAGCAUCUUCUCGUCUGUCCCUUUACAGCUUGGCUCUCAAGGACAGGCCCCCAAAUUCUUACUCAAGUGCACAUCCCUCGGUCUCCCUGUUUACUGUCUAGGCAUCUUCAUGCCAUUCCCUUUUCCAACCUUUUUGGCCGUCUCAAAUGACUCCGUUGUCGUCCUCACCUGGCUCACCACUGUCAUCACCGCCGCUGAGAUCAUCGACCACAUUGUGAUCUCAAUUACGUCCAUUUUCUUCUACCGAGCUUGUAAAGCACAAGGUAUCGAUUGCCCAACACCUCCCUACUGUGGCUGGUUCCAGCCCUAUAGCGCCUAUAUCUCGGCCACGUUCUCGACAUGCGUUGUCUACUACUACGGAUACAGCACAUUCCUGCCUGGCAACUUUACCAUCAGUGGCUUCUUCACUUGUUAUACCAUGGUACUUGUUGCACCUAUCACCUUUUUCGGUUAG